CUGUGAAGAAUAACAGCUUGAGACUCUGACCUGACCAAAAGCUGGCUCUGCAAAGUCACUAAAAUAUGCAUCUACCUAGGGAGCGAGAGGAGAGACUCGCUGACAGCCAGGAGAUGCAUCUGCCCAGACUCUCCAGGUCUUGAGGGGCCACAGAGAUCACAGUCUGGCUUUGGGGGUGCUCACUACUGCAAGACUCCUCCUGCCCUGGGAGCACGGGAAGCCUCUACAGCCUCGUUUCUCAUCCCUCUGGCUUUGCAUCGCCACCAGACAAUUCUCAGCUCUCAGCGGCCCAAGAGCCUGUCCCACCCUUGGCCCUCUGUACACACCAUCCUGUGCAUAAGACCUUUGCCUCGCCUGCUGCUCCACAGAGAAACUCAGAAGUCAGCCUUUCCCAGCGCUUUGCUGACCCCGCGGGGCGGUCAGUUUCCCAGGCCGCCUCUCAAUGCCUGGAGUUCUGCAGGUGAGCUCUCCACCCUGUAGUCUCUCUGCUUGGGUGACCCAGUAAGCGUCGAAAGUCACCAUGUUCAGCUGGCUGAAGAAGGGUGGGGCCCGGGGCCAGCGGCCCGAGGCCAUCCGCACCGUGACCUCGUCCCUCAAGGAGCUGUAUCGCACAAAGCUUCUUCCCCUGGAGGAGCAUUACCGCUUCGGGUCUUUCCAUUCACCGGCCCUAGAAGAUGCUGACUUCGAUGGCAAACCCAUGGUGCUGGUGGCCGGCCAGUAUAGCACCGGCAAAACCAGCUUCAUCCAGUACCUCCUGGAGCAGGAGGUCCCUGGCUCCCGCGUGGGUCCCGAGCCCACCACCGACUGCUUCGUAGCUGUCAUGCACGGCGAGACAGAGGGCACCGUGCCCGGAAACGCGCUCGUGGUGGACCCAGAGAAGCCCUUCCGAAAACUCAACCCCUUUGGAAACACUUUCCUUAACAGGUUUAUGUGCGCCCAACUUCCCAACCAGGUCCUGGAGAGCAUCAGCAUCAUCGACACGCCCGGCAUCCUAUCAGGUGCAAAACAGAGAGUGAGCCGGGGCUACGACUUCCCAGCUGUCCUGCGCUGGUUUGCCGAGCGCGUGGACCUCAUCAUCUUGCUCUUUGAUGCCCACAAGCUGGAGAUUUCCGAUGAAUUCUCAGAGGCCAUUGGUGCCUUGCGUGGCCACGAGGACAAGAUCCGCGUUGUACUCAACAAGGCAGACAUGGUGGAGACACAGCAGCUCAUGCGCGUCUACGGGGCGCUCAUGUGGGCGCUGGGCAAGGUGGUGGGCACGCCUGAGGUCCUUCGCGUCUAUAUUGGCUCCUUCUGGUCGCAGCCGCUCCUUGUGCCGGACAACCGGCGUCUCUUCGAGCUGGAAGAACAGGACCUCUUCCGUGAUAUCCAAGGCCUGCCGCGCCACGCAGCUCUGCGGAAGCUCAACGACCUAGUGAAGCGGGCUCGGCUGGUGCGGGUGCAUGCUUACAUCAUCAGCUACCUGAAGAAAGAGAUGCCCUCGGUGUUCGGAAAGGAAAACAAGAAGAAGCAGCUGAUUCUCAAGCUGCCUGUCAUCUUCGCCAAGAUCCAGCUGGAGCACCACAUCUCCCCUGGAGACUUUCCUGACUGCCAGAAGAUGCAGGAGCUGCUGAUGGCGCAUGACUUCACCAAGUUCCACUCGCUAAAGCCGAAGCUGCUGGAGGCGCUGGAUGAGAUGCUGACCCACGACAUCGCCAAGCUUAUGCCGCUGCUUCGGCAGGAGGAGUUGGAGAGUGUCGAGGCUGGAGUGCAGGGUGGUGCGUUUGAGGGCACCCGCAUGGGCCCCUUCGUGGAGCGGGGUCCCGACGAAGCAAUAGAGGACGGCGAGGAGGGCUCAGAAGAUGACGCUGAAUGGGUGGUGACCAAGGACAAAUCCAAGUACGACGAGAUCUUCUACAACUUAGCGCCCGCCGACGGCAAGCUGAGCGGCUCCAAGGCCAAGACCUGGAUGGUGGGCACCAAGCUCCCCAACUCUGUGCUGGGCCGAAUCUGGAAGCUGAGCGACGUCGAUCGAGACGGCAUGCUGGAUGAUGAGGAGUUUGCCCUGGCUAGCCACCUCAUUGAGGCGAAGCUGGAAGGCCACGGGCUACCCGCCAACCUCCCGCGCCGCCUGGUGCCGCCUUCUAAGCGACGACAGAAGGGCUCUGCUGAGUGAGGCCGCCGCGACUGCCGGCUCACCCUCCCACUUUGCCCCGCUGUGGCUCCCCGGCUCCAGUUGGCUCCACGGCUCCACGCAGAUCCCUGCUCUGGCCCGCUCGCCCUGCCUGCCCACCCUGCCUGGCUAUGAGGACUUGAGGGGGAUCUUCUCUCCCACACCAGACAUUCAGUGAAAGUACUUAUAGAGACCAGGGGGGCGGGGGGGGGGGGUGACAAACCUUCUCCGUCCGUCCUUCACACCUACGCCUUCACAUACACAGGGGCUUAUCACAGAAACACACACAGACAUCCAUCCAUCAUUCAUAUAAAGACCUUUUUUUUUUCCUUUUAUUUUUUGAAAGCGUCUCACCUAAGCUAGGCUACCCUUGAACUUCUUACGUAGCAGAGGAUGACCUUGAAGUCUUCAUCUUGCCGGCUUCACUUCCUGCGUGCUGGAGUUUCAGGCAUGAACUACCAUGCCUGGUGUGUGCAGUCCUGGGGUAUGAACCCAGGCCCUCCUGCAUGCUAGGCAAGCACUCUAUCAACUGAGCUAUGUCCAUAGCCCCACCCAGAUAUUUAUUGAGCACUUAUUGUAUGCUGGGCCCUGGUGGAACCGACUCUCAGGAGUGUGACAUCUACAUAGUCACACACAAACACUGAUACCAGCAAGACCCCUUUUUAUAGGUAAGCAGCUACUGUUACUCUUACUACUUACUGUUACUACUUGGCCAGGCCAAGGGUCCCCACUCUAUUAUGUCUUCAGGAGUCAGACUCGUCGGCGGUUCAGAGCAGACACACCUGGCUUCCUUGUUCCUCUCACGGACCUCUCUUUCGCUUUCCUACCCACAAAUCCUAAAUUCUGACCACAUCCACUUCACUGAGAUUAUGCAGCAGAUAGAAAAACCGCAACUUCCUGGCUCCUUCGAGGAUGGUUUCCACACCCCUGAGCCCAGAGUCUCCCCAGCGCGCGUGGGAUUGGGAACCAAAGUAUCUGGCCCUUCUGUCCACCCUCAGGUCAUAUUUAAGUAGAGUCCCUAUCAAAGACAGAGACCACGGGUGGGAAUAGGAAAUGCUUUACCAAAGCCCAGGUUUUCAUGGAUCUCCUGGGGGAUUGGGAAUUCUCGGUGCUAUAGCCUUUCCUCCUCUCUACAGGGGCCUCAGACACUGAAUGUCUUCACCACCUUAGUACGGGACCCUGGUGGGAGACAAAAAAGAUGGGGGAGGUGGGGUGAGGACAGUUAGAAGGAACUGGAAACCCAAGAGUGUCCCCUACCGGGGUCAAUGAAGCCAAACCUGCUGCUUGGGUUGCUGUCAGGCUAUCUUGGGGCGGGGACCCCUAAGGAAAAGGCGCCUGGGGGACUAUCCUGGCUCACAGGGGCGGUGCAGCUUCUGACUCAACUCUGCGCUGACUCAGUCUCGGGCUGGGGGCCAGUCCUGCAUAUUUUCCGAAGAAAAGUUACUCAGUGCCCUACCCACCCUUGGGACACCCCUCCCUCCCGCCUUCCGCCUUAGGGCCUGGGAACCCAGUUCUGGGCGUGGACGAGGGCCAGUGGCAGUUUGUGUAUGGUUUGCCCUUAGUCUCCAAAGCACCUUCCAGCGCGCACUCACACGAAUCGAAUGCACCAGAGCAGAUCCUGUAGCCCGAGACCACUGGGUCCUGGAGGGGGAGAGAUUCGUGAGGGAGUGCACAGGACGCAGUCCCGGCCCACACCCGGUGCGGCCCCCGCCCCCCUCCCCCAGACACGCUGGCCUGGAGAGUCUCCCGCCCACGCAUGCCUAGCUCCGCAGCCCUGGGCGCCCUCUGGUGGGAAGGCAGUCAGUGACUCAGGCCCGGCCAUCACCUCAAUACCCUGCCCAAGGAUGAGCUGAGUUCUGCUGUGUGACCCUGGUGAAACGUGUCCCGUUCCUGUGUCUUUUUUUUUUUUUUUUCUUUAGGAGUCAGGAACAGGGGUCCAUUUUAAUUCCAACAUGCCGCCGCAGGCCAGUCUGAGCCUGGGGCGCAGCGAUUGCUCAGGUCUUUAAUCCCAGCGCUAGGUAGGCAGAGGCAGGUAGUGGAUCUGUGAAUUGGAGGGCAUCCUGGUCUACAGAGUGAGUUCCAGGACAGCCGGGGCUACACAGAGAAACCCUGUCUCGAAAAAUAAACUAAAUGUGUGGUGUGGCCAGGGCUGUAGCUCAGUGUUAACAGUACUUGCCGUGCUUACACGGGGCUCAGCUUUGCACUCUUAGCAUGACCGGAAAACAAAAAUAAAAACAGAACCCUUUUGUAGAUCUCUUUGGACGACUACCACUUUCCCGGGGGGGCCUGGGGGUCGGGGAUGGGGGAUGGGUGUGGAGUCAGUGGUAGUUGGCUGGCACUCAGAUGCUAGGCGCCAACACUCGAGGUCUGGAACGUUAAAGAAGUUUACUCUUUACUUUCAUUUAUGUGUGUGUUUGAGUGCAUGCAUGCACAGGUCUGUGGAUCCCAAGGAGCUGAAGUUGUGAGCCACUAUGUGGGUCCUGGGAUUGAGGCAGGGGCCUCUGGAAGCGCACCCAGUGCUUUUAACAGUUGAAUCAUCUCUUCAGGCCACAUACUCAGCUUUUUAUGUUAAGUUUAACAUAAUAAUCUCUCCAGGCCAAGUACUCAGCCUUUUUUGUUAAGUUUUGGGAACUCAUAUUCAGGUCCUUAUUGUUUGUCCAGAAAGCUCUCUUACCCGUUGAGCUAUUCCCCAACUCUUUUUUUUUCAUUUUGAGACAGUCUCUCUACCCUGAACUCAUUCUGCUGUCCAGAGUGGCCCAUGAACUUGCCAUCCUCCUGCCUCAGUGCCUCUUGAGCAGAUAGGUAGGGUUAAAAAUGAACAGCACUACCGAGCUAUUUUUUUUUCUUUUAGUAUGUGUGUGUGUUAUAUAGAGGCAGUUCCUCUGGCCUGCUCUCACCAGCAGGUCCUUACAUCGUGACCUAUGGCGGCCAGAUGUACCAGGUGUUUGCAGUAGAUAGGAGGACCCACCUGCCACCCCAGCUCUCUCUGUUCUCCACUGCCCACGUUCCCUCUCGCUGCCCUCAUGGCUCUGCUCUGUUCCCUAUCUGCCUGACCACACGUCCACUUGUCUGCCUCUGUCCCUUCCCCAAGUCCACACUACCCUCGUCUCCCCCAAUAAACCUUUAUACUAGA
Molecule: messenger RNA, 5282 nt
Organism: Apodemus sylvaticus (European woodmouse)
Lineage: Eukaryota; Metazoa; Chordata; Mammalia; Rodentia; Muridae
Gene: Ehd2
Product: EH domain containing 2
Exons: 7
Coding region: 521-2152 (543 amino acids)
Biological process (GO): endocytosis; endosomal transport
Cellular component (GO): cytoplasm; plasma membrane
Molecular function (GO): protein binding; calcium ion binding; GTP binding
Source: RefSeq, a predicted model, not a curated record